GCACGAUAAAGGUGAUUGCCAAGUAAGUAGACAUGUACUUUUUUGUUUUAAUUUAAUUGUCUUUUUGUAAGCAUAGAUACAUUAUUCACUUUUAUAUUGGGAUUUUUAUUGUUUUAGCGCUAAUAUUGAAUCAUAAUUGAUUAUGAUAUGGGAUGGCUUAUGCAAUGUGAUAUUAAUUAGUGAAUUUAGAAGUUAAUCGAUAAGUUUUCAUUUUGGUUCUUUUCGGUUUAACGGCUUUAAAAUUUAUCUGUCAUGGGAUUUGAUGUUUAUUCCAAUUACAAUUAUGACUAGGCAAUCUCUGUUCCCAAAUGAGUAAUGAUCAUAAAAAAGGUAUUAAAUUAGAAAAUCUUCAUAUUACGUACAGGUAUAAAUACCCGUCUAACGAGGUAUAGCAGCACAAAAAGCAUCUAAGUUGCUAACAAUGAAUCCUUAUUUGCUACUCCUUUUGGUAUCCUACCCGGUAUUUUGUCAACGUACUAUAAGCAUUCCUCUCAAAAAGUUUCCGAGAGAACACAACCGCAUGUCUCCAAAUAACGAGCUAAGCAGAUGGAAACGAGAAGACAAAGAAAACACCAAACCCGUGUUCAUUUAUGACCCUGCGACGUAUGGGAUGGUCGGCGUUGGCACGCCGAUGCAACAAAUUCCGAUAUUGUUCGACACGUAUUCGAACGUAACUUGGUUGUUUAAUAAUGACUGUACCUCAGAAAUAUGCCUCACUACCGAUCUGUUUGAUUCGUCGAUGUCAAAUACGAGCAAAACUUGGGGUGCUGUGCAGAAAUACAUUUACAAAGAUCUUAGUUUGUACGGACGAUGCACCGUUGACUCAUUUGUGCUAGGAGAUUUUAGAGUAGAAAAUUUGACAUUCAUAGAUGUCCGGCAAACGGAAUGGACUAACGCUGUGGAUAGAUCAAAAGUGGAGACUUACGCUGGCGAAAUAUCACUUCGAUUUCCCCCAUUUAAUAGAAGAGGUAAUGGUAUGUUGUCACACUUGUUGUCAAACGGCGCCAUCGACGAAUUGAUCUUUGGACUUAAGUUACCAAGUUAUAAGGAUGUCGACGUGGAAGGUGAACUUACUGUAGGAGAUUGGGAUCGUAAUUUCGUCAACGAAAGUUCAACUAAUUGGAUAUUGAUAUCCAUAUUGAUAUAAGAUUGCGUAUUAUAAUAUCAGAUAUUUACUGGGCGUUUAUCUUGAAACGUACGUAUGAUGUAUCGUUCUUUGUAAUUACUACUGUUUGUAGAAUAUUUAUCCCUUUUUUUAUUUAGUAUAUUUUAUGGCAAAUACGGCUUUGAGAUGGGGGUCGGUGCAGUUGUCGAUACAGGAUUGUCGAUUAUAGUGGGACCGCCAUUAACUGUUACAAACAUGUUUGAGCGCAUCCGACUAUCUGUAAAUACCAUACCAAUAACGAUUACAUCGUUUAUGACAAAUUACGAUGGCUUUGCGGUGAGAUGUAACUCAUCAGGUCUUUCCAAUUUAGUUUUCAUCGUUAAAGGAAAGAAUUACGUACUAGAACCAAGUGAUUAUCUUCUGCCGAUGGACGACAAGGAAGGAUGGUGCGCAUUUGGCAUAGCGAUGGCGAAUAAUACAGAUAGAGAAUGGAGAUUAGGAGAUGUAUUUUUGUCGAAAUUCUACACUGUUUUUGAUGCUAAACGUUCCCUAUUGUCUUUCAUUCUAUUGUGACUACUAAUACGUGUGGUUAUUCCGAAAUGUUUUUAAGAAAAAAUGUGAUAAAAUUAUUGUGUGAUAAUUUUAAACAUUUAUCAUUUCACUUUUCUGCAAUAAGCCCAUGACACGUUUUCUACGAGAGGGCUCAUGUUCUAUUAAACUUUUUAAUUGUUAAAAAUAUAAUAUACACAUUUUAGGAAUUAUACUUAUUUUAACCUCAGA
Messenger RNA from Cimex lectularius (bed bug), 1885 nucleotides. Its product is annotated as gastricsin-like. The coding region runs from base 422 to 1147 and encodes 241 amino acids. The record is from RefSeq and is a predicted model, not a curated record. The transcript is spliced from 7 exons. Gene Ontology annotation, biological process: proteolysis. Gene Ontology annotation, molecular function: aspartic-type endopeptidase activity. NCBI's taxonomy places the organism in Eukaryota, Metazoa, Arthropoda, Insecta, Hemiptera, Cimicidae.